CUGCCCGGAAGCUCGAAGCAGUUCCACAUCCGGGGGCCGAUCGCGCCUGCCGCCAGGGCCAUGGCGAACCGGACGGUGAAGGACGCGCACAGCAUCCACGGCACCAACCCGCAGUACCUGGUGGAGAAGAUCAUCCGCACCCGCAUCUAUGAGUCCAAGUACUGGAAGGAGGAGUGCUUCGGCCUCACCGCGGAGCUGGUGGUGGACAAGGCCAUGGAGCUGAAGUACGUCGGCGGCGUGUACGGAGGGAACAUCAAGCCCACGCCCUUCCUGUGCCUGACCCUGAAGAUGCUGCAGAUCCAGCCCGAGAAGGACAUCAUUGUGGAGUUCAUCAAGAACGAAGACUUCAAAUAUGUCAGAAUGCUUGGUGCAUUAUACAUGAGAUUGACUGGCACUGCCAUCGACUGCUACAAGUACCUCGAGCCACUGUACAACGAUUAUCGGAAAAUAAAGAGUCAAAAUAGAAAUGGGGAAUUUGAACUGAUGCAUGUGGAUGAAUUUAUUGAUGAACUGCUCCAUAAGGAACGUGUCUGUGAUAUCAUUUUACCUCGAUUGCAGAAACGUUACGUCCUGGAAGAAGCUGAACAACUAGAGACUCGGGUUAGUGCACUGGAAGAAGAUAUGGAUGAUGUAGAGUCUAGCGAGGAAGAGGAAGAGGAGGAUGAAAAGAUGGAGAGGGCACCCUCCCCUGAUCAUCGCAGGAGAGGCUACAGAGAUUUGGACAAGCCACGCAGAUCUCCAACUGUGAGAUACAGGAGGAGCCGAAGCAGGUCUCCACGAAGGCGAAGCCGCUCACCCAAGAGGAGAAGCCCAUCGCCGCGCCGGGAGAGGCAUCGCAGCAAAAGCCCAAGGCGACACCGGAGCAGGUCCAGGGAGAGACGCCACAGAUCAAGAUCUAAAUCUCCAGGGCACCAUCGUAGUCAUAGACACAGAAGUCAUUCCAAAUCACCUGAAAGAUCAAAGAAAAGCCACAAGAAGAGUCGACGAGGGAACGAAUAAAGGAUGAAUUCCUCUAAGCGAUUUGGGGACCCUGACCCAAAUUCUGCUUGUAGAUACUGUCCCGUUUAUUUUGCAGGACAGGACAGGUGCUGGCUGCUUUAGCAGUCUUUUUUUUUUUUUUAAUCCUCGUUCCAAUCUCCUCUUAUACAAGAAAGUGUUUGGGUUUUUUUUCUAUUAAGAAAAAGCUAAAGUAACUUUUUAAUGUUUAUCCUCCUAGUGGAAUGUGAGGAAUAGCAUGGUUUUUAAAAUGUUUUCUUGAUGGCCUGUGUAAAAAUAGCACAGCAGUGACAAGUCUAAGAUACCCUAUAAUGUUUAUUAAUUUGUUAUGAAAUACCCUUGUUCAUAAAGGCUGCUUCCUGUUUUCUAAAGUAAGUUGUCUGUGUGCAUCUAUACAGACCUGGCUGACUGAACUGAUACAGAAAGACUUUUUUUUAGAUACUCCACUCGUUCAGUUGUUUUUUGGUUAAGAGGCCUAGAGAAGUUGGCAAGAGACUGAAGACCCAACCACAUGUCUAUAACCACCAUUCAUGUUUGAAUAUUUCUUGUGAUAUCAAUCAGCUCUGUCUGUACUUGUAAAUAAAACAAUGGCUUUACACUGAA
This is a messenger RNA of Gavialis gangeticus (Gharial), 1599 nucleotides long. RefSeq names its product pre-mRNA processing factor 38A (gene PRPF38A). The record is from RefSeq and is a predicted model, not a curated record. Gene Ontology annotation, cellular component: precatalytic spliceosome. Bases 61 to 999 code for a protein of 312 amino acids. The transcript has 10 exons. NCBI's taxonomy places the organism in Eukaryota, Metazoa, Chordata, Crocodylia, Gavialidae.